AUGGACGAGCAGGAAAAGCGUAAACUUGACCGAAAACGUGCUCGUAAUCGAGCUGCGGCCACAAAAUGUCGUCAGAAGAAAAUCGAUCGGAUUCAGGAACUUGAAGGACUGGUAGGUGUACAAUCACUCCAUCUCACGAUUAUUCGGCUACGUCAUCGACCACCUCUCACCUCGUCUGACUCCUAUCUUGUUCCUCCAGCCUGUCUCCUUCCAUAUGCAGCCUUAUACAGUGAUCAAUAA
Strongylus vulgaris is the source of this 240-nucleotide messenger RNA. The record is from the annotation of a GenBank genome assembly. Lineage: Eukaryota; Metazoa; Nematoda; Chromadorea; Rhabditida; Strongylidae.